This is a messenger RNA of Emiliania huxleyi CCMP1516, 822 nucleotides long. RefSeq lists its product as hypothetical. Gene Ontology annotation, cellular component: cytoplasm; nucleus. The annotation marks the transcript as partial. The record is from RefSeq and is a predicted model, not a curated record. Gene Ontology annotation, biological process: protein autophosphorylation; peptidyl-serine phosphorylation; intracellular signal transduction. The transcript is spliced from 2 exons. Lineage: Eukaryota; Haptophyta; Isochrysidales; Noelaerhabdaceae. Gene Ontology annotation, molecular function: ATP binding; calcium-dependent protein serine/threonine kinase activity; calcium/calmodulin-dependent protein kinase activity.
CUCGGCUGUCCCCUCGGCCACGGCGGGUUCGGCGAGGUGUUCCGCGCCGUUGACAGGACGGCAACGCCGCCGCUAUACGUUGCCGCCAAGCGUAGCCGCCGAGCGGCUGACAUGGAGAUGCUGCGCAAGGAGGCGCGGGCAUUAGACUUGGUGGCAGGGCAUCCAUUUAUCAUCGAGCUUCUCGACUUCAUCGAGACCCCGGGAGGCCAGACGUUCCUCUUCCUUGAGUUCUGCGGUGGCGGCGACCUAUUCGAUCGCGCUUUUGUCGAGACCGCUCCGGACAAACGCCUAUCGGAGCGGGCGGCGCGGCCAAUCGUCAGACGUAUCGCCGAGGCGCUCCGCCACUGCCUCUCGCGCGGCGUCUCGCACCGCGACCUCAAGUUCGAGAACGUGAUGCUGAGUGCCGAGGACCCGACCGCUCUCAAGCUGAUUGACUUUGGCUACGCCUGCGAGGCGCCGGCGCCGCCCGCGCCUGCGACGCAAUACGAUGGUGUGGGCACGUACCAGUACAUGGCACCGGAGCUCUGGACCGCAACGGCCGGCUACCGCGCGCCCCCCGUCGACUGCUGGGCGUACGGCGUCCUCGUGUUCACGUCACUGUCCGGCUUCGCCCCCUGGGGCGAGGCGUAUGCCACGGACUCGACGUUCGUCCGCUUUGAGCAGAGCGUCGCCAGCGGCGCCGGCGCGUGCGACGCGCUCUACGGCAUGUACGACCUCCGCUGCCCCUUCUCACCACCCGCUUGCGACUUCAUCGACGGACUCCUCACCAUCGACGCGAAUGCGCGCGCCACCGUCACGCAGUGCCUCGACCACCCGUGGCUG